This is a messenger RNA of Thlaspi arvense, 1442 nucleotides long. NCBI's taxonomy places the organism in Eukaryota, Viridiplantae, Streptophyta, Magnoliopsida, Brassicales, Brassicaceae. The record is from the annotation of a GenBank genome assembly.
AUGCUAAAGAUUCUCGAGGUAGAAGAUGGUGAGGAUAAUUCCCAUGGCGGCAUCCAUCCGACCUUCCCUGGGCUGCUUCUCCGCAUCUCCUCGCUUCCCCACGUUCCUCGAUCACAGCUCAUUGGUACAAAUCCUCAUAAGCUUUUGAGGAGAGGUGUAUACUGCUCAGGAGUAGCUGAAUCUGGAAAUGCAGCUCAAGCAAGCACAGCUACUAGUCAAGGUGAUCUUCUCAAGUGGGUGAAAGAUGACAACAGAAGAAUGCUUCAUGUCGUUUAUCGUGUUGGCGAUUUGGACCGGACGAUAAAAUUCUAUACUGAAUGUCUUGGAAUGAAGCUUCUACGCAAGCGUGAUAUACCAGAAGAGAAAUAUACAAAUGCUUUCCUUGGUUAUGGACCUGAAGAUUCACACUUUGUGAUCGAGCUCACUUACAAUUAUGGAGUUGACAAGUAUGACAUCGGGGCGGGUUUUGGUCACUUUGGUAUCGCUGUCGACGAUGUUGCGAAAACAGUAGAGCUUAUAAAGGCCAAAGGGGGCAAAGUAACAAGGGAGCCUGGUGCUGUUAAAGGUGGCAAAACUGUGAUCGCAUUCAUUGAAGAUCCUGAUGGUUACAAAUUCGAACUCUUGGAAAGAGGUCCUACACCAGAACCUUUCUGCCAAGUUAUGCUCCGUGUUGGUGAUCUCGAUAGGUCCAUUAAAUUCUAUGAGAGGGCUUUUGGAAUGGAACUUCUGCGCACAAGAGACAACCCAGAGUACAAGUACACAAUAGCUAUGAUGGGAUAUGGUCCAGAAGAAAAAUCUGCAGUCCUAGAGCUGACGUAUAACUAUGGUGUCACUGAAUAUGACAAAGGAAAUGCUUAUGCUCAGAUUGCGAUAGGGACGGAUGAUGUGUACAAAACUGCAGAGGCAGUGAAACUCUUUGGUGGGAAAAUCACGAGGGAACCUGGUCCCUUACCAGGGAUAAGCACCAAGAUCACCGCGUGUUUGGAUCCUGACGGUUGGAAAUCGGUAUUUGUGGACAACAUUGACUUUCUCAAAGAACUGGAGUGAGAGGAGAAAGGAGGCAUUAUAAAAAAAUGCACCAAAGAUGGCUAAGUUCAUAUAGCUAUAAGGGAAACAAGAGGAGGAAUUGUUUGUGUCUUACAUCAGUUUGAGGUUUAACGCUAAUCUCUCAGUGGGGAGUAUUUGUUCAAAGAGAAUGAUUUGCUUUUUUCAAAACCUAGUCUAGUUUAUUCUACAAGAUCAUCCCAUGUUGUGUCUUUGUGUAUAUCAGUUCUACUCAUACCAUUAUUGCCGUUGAAAUAAGAUGACGUGAAUGUAAAUAAGAUCAAAUAAGAUAUAAAACGGAAUCUUGGUGAUCUCAAAAGAGAGUGGGGCAUGUGAACAUAUUUGAGUUUUGAAGAAACAGGUUUUUGUCUUUGUGCAAGAUCAGAUUUAUAAAUGGG